UCUGUUGUUUCCUUUCCGUGUACAUUUUGCGGUGUGCAGCGGCGUAGACUGUGCACUUUUCCGCUGUUAGAUCAGUAAAAACGGAGCUGCAGAAAUGGCCAAAGUUGAGAUAACACCGCUCAGGUCCUGGGAUGACUUCUUCCCCAGUUCGGACAGAUUUGCCAAGCCAGAUUUUAAUGACAUGGCGAGAUGGAACAACCGAGUAGUUAGCAACCUCCUUUAUUAUCAGACUAACUAUUUGCUGCUUGCUGUAGCUGUGUUUCUGAUUGUCGGGUUCCUGAACCCUCUGGGCAUGUUCACUGCCAUGGCUGUGGUCACUGCAGUAUUCCUGGGCUCACUUUGGGUUGGAGACAAUAAAGUGGCCAUUAAUAACUUCAAGAGGCAGAAUCCCACCCUUUUUGUGAUCCUGGUCAUGGUGGCAAGCUACUUUGUCAUAUCUCUGCUGGGGAGUGUCACUGUGUUCAUGAUGGCCAUCACCUUGCCUCUUAUAUUAAUUACCAUCCAUGCUUCUUUUCGUCUGCGUAACAUGAAAAAUAAACUGGAGAACAAAAUGGAGUGCGCAGGACUGAAGAGGUCACCCAUGGGACUGCUGCUGGACGCCCUGGGCCAGCAGGAGGAGAACAUUCAGAAGAUCCAGAACUUUUUGGAGGCUAAGCUCAAACAGUGACUGAAUGGGACACAGAACAUGUCUAUUGUUAUAGCGUAACUAAAACUUUGUGGAAUUAAUCAUGUUUACCUUCGACACAGAAGCAAACCAAACAGUACUGCUGUAAUGUAAAAAGCUCCAUCUUCACCUCAGGGUACAGAAGGUGUCACUCCUCCCAAAACUUGUCCGGGCACUUUCAGACGCAAAGCUGCAAUGGGCUAUGCAUUUCUGUGCAGAGAAAGUUUCCUAUCAAUUUACUUACUUUAUUUAGUCUCUGAACCAGCUGUCACUUCUGUCUAUUUACUGAAUACACACAGUCAGCAGAGAUCACUGCCAAGAUGCUGCAAAAGACAAACGGUUUUAUAGAAGAGAUUCUCUGUUUUUUUUUUUUGUUCCUUCUAGUACUGCUCCAUUGUACAUGUAGUAGGACUAGUCGCACUCUGAUUAGUCUUAUUUUUUUAUUCCGGAUGCCCUUUCUGUUGGAACUAGCCACAUUAAGGUGACGAUGGUGGGCAAUGUGCAAUGAAGGUCUUAUCCAGGACAUCACAGGAGAAUGCUUAACCUGUAUGUACAUGAACUAUUUUCCUAAAGUUACAAAGAGUGUUUUGAGAAUAACCAAAAUCUUGGAGUUGUUUUAAUAAAAAAGUAAACCCAUCAAUAAAAUAAGAUAUUUUAA
Molecule: messenger RNA, 1322 nt
Organism: Boleophthalmus pectinirostris (great blue-spotted mudskipper)
Lineage: Eukaryota; Metazoa; Chordata; Actinopteri; Gobiiformes; Gobiidae
Gene: arl6ip5a
Product: ADP-ribosylation factor-like 6 interacting protein 5a
Exons: 3
Coding region: 95-667 (190 amino acids)
Biological process (GO): negative regulation of transport
Cellular component (GO): membrane
Source: RefSeq, a predicted model, not a curated record